AUGCUCUUCCAAACCGAUUGGUCACUGCCCUCUUCAAUCGCGCCUUCUGCACGCGGCAAGGAACCUCUGAAACCCGAUCAAUCGACAAACGAUGACAGCAGCAGCACUCUUCAACAGCGAUCAGCAACCAAAGAAGCCGAUCGAUUGCAAUUGCAGAUCAAGCAGCUGGGCAACAACAACACCGGCGCGAAGCAAAAGAAGACAAAGAACAAGAACAAAAAUCAAACGAAACGACCGAACAAGGUAGAAGACGCCACUAUCCAAGUUCAAGAUAAAACAGCAACCGAGUCAAAGCAGCAACGACAAAACAAACGAUCAGCAGAAGAAUCACGUGCACCAGCCAAAAAGCCAAAACUUGAUAGCAGUCAAACAGCAGAUAGCAACAAACAGCCUGCAGCAGCAGCACCUGAAUCAUCAUCAGAGAAGGGCAAAGAUAAUGUGAAUGGAGAAGCAGCAACAAAGAUGAGUAAAACAGCCAAAAGGAAACAAAAAAAGAAGCUACAAGAGUUAUUGAAGAAGAACGCCUCCGGAAAGCAGCAGCAACAACAACAACAGCAGCAGAAAUCGACCAAAGAUUCUUCUCAAGAGCCAGCAUCAUCCACUCCUCCAAAAGCAGUCUCCAAACCAGGCACCAAGCUUACCGCAUUACAGCAAAAGAUGAAGGAAAAGUUAUCAGGAGCUCGUUUCCGUUGGUUGAAUGAGCAACUUUAUACAACAAAGGGUGAUGAAUCUUUCAAGUUAUUCCAAGAAAAGCCUGAAUUGUUUGACGAAUAUCAUGAAGGAUUUCGGCAUCAAGUUGAAUCAUGGCCAGAGAACCCCGUUGACAUCAUCAUCAGCCAGCUUCAAGAUCUCCCUGAAGGAACGGUCAUUGCCGAUUUGGGUUGUGGAGACGCCAAAAUUGCACAUACUCUCACUCGACAAAAGGUGAUGAGCUUCGACAUGAUUGCAAAGAACGACAAGGUCAUCGCAUGCGAUAUUGCAAAGCUCCCUCUACCAGCCGAUUUUGUGGAUGUUGCUGUUUUUUCCUUGGCGUUAAUGGGUACAAACUACCUGGAAUUCCUGAAAGAAGCAAAACGAGUAUUGAAGCCAGGCGGAGAGCUCAAGAUUGCAGAGGUGAUCAGCCGUUUUAGUGAUGUGGAUGGCUUUAUUGAUUUGUUGGAGCAUCUUGGGUUUGACUUUGUGGACAAGGAUGCUAGCAACAAGAUGUUCAUCAUGCUCUAUUUCACCAAACGAGAGGUUGAUGUCGACGAGGAAAUUGAUAAAGAGAUGCUUCAAGGUCUUAGCAAGAAACAAAAGAAGGCAUUACGGAAAGGAGCUGGCGUCAGCGUUUCUUCAGCCAAGUUGCAAAAGACAGCAGAGAAUCUAUUGAAGCCAUGCGUAUAUAAGAAGCGAUAG
Messenger RNA from Lichtheimia ornata, 1395 nucleotides. RefSeq lists its product as uncharacterized. Bases 1 to 1395 code for a protein of 464 amino acids. Gene Ontology annotation, molecular function: rRNA (adenine) methyltransferase activity. The transcript is spliced from 6 exons. NCBI's taxonomy places the organism in Eukaryota, Fungi, Mucoromycota, Mucoromycetes, Mucorales, Lichtheimiaceae. The record is from RefSeq and is a predicted model, not a curated record. Gene Ontology annotation, biological process: ribosomal large subunit biogenesis; rRNA methylation. Gene Ontology annotation, cellular component: nucleolus.